Messenger RNA from Morus notabilis, 1140 nucleotides. RefSeq lists its product as uncharacterized. The transcript has 3 exons. Gene Ontology annotation, molecular function: RNA-DNA hybrid ribonuclease activity; nucleic acid binding. The record is from RefSeq and is a predicted model, not a curated record. NCBI's taxonomy places the organism in Eukaryota, Viridiplantae, Streptophyta, Magnoliopsida, Rosales, Moraceae. Gene Ontology annotation, biological process: DNA integration. Bases 1 to 1140 code for a protein of 379 amino acids.
AUGGAGGAGUGUGAACAGGCAUUCCAACAAUUGAAGGAACACCUUGGGAAACUGCCUCUGCUGUCCAAACCGGCGGCUGGAGAAGUGCUGAGCCUGUAUCUGGUGGUCUCGAAACACGCCGUUAGUUCAGUGUUGAUCCGUGAAGAGAAGAAGGUGCAACUGCCGGUGUAUUACAUCAGCAAGCGCCUCCUCGACGCAGAAAUGAGAUAUCCCCAAAUGCAAGUACUACAAAAGCCCGACACUUCUGGCCGACUGCUUAAAUGGUCCAUAGAGCUUAGCCAAUUCGAUAUCAACUACAAGCCACGGACCGCCAUCAAGGGCCAAGCCCUAGCUGACUUUGUGGUAGAGUUUGCGGGGUUGCCAGAUGGAGCAGAAGAGGGUAAUGCACCGCAACGGUGGAAGCUCUACGUCGAUGGGAGCUCUAAUGAAUAUGGCAGUGGAGCAGGACUGGUAUUGCAUACACCUGAGGGACACAAGAUAACCUUAGCCAUCAGGUUUGAAUUCCCUGUGUCUAAUAAUGAAGCUGAAUACGAGGCACUACUGGCUGGACUCCGGUUAGCAGAGCACUUAAAGGUGGGAAACAUAGACAUUUUUAGUGAUUUGCAGCUAGUUGUGAAUCAAGUGAAGGGCCAAUAUCAGACCCGGGAUGAGAAAAUGGUCACAUACCUCAAGAAGGUCAAAGAAGCCUUAGAAAAAUUCACAGCCUAUGACAUACAACAGGGGUACUAUUGGCCUAAUCUCAAAAAGGAUGCAGCUGAGUAUGCGAAGAGGUGCGAAAGUUGCCAAAGGUACACCCCUACCCCUCGACUGCAUUCAGAGGACUUAACAUCGAUAGUCUCUCCCUGGCCUUUUGCUAAAUGGGGGAUUGACCUUAUUGGUCCACUACACAAAACCCUUGGGGGAUACAAGUUCGCCAUUGUGGCCAUCGACUACUUUACCAAGUGGGUGGAAGCCGAGCCACUGACGACGAUCUCAGAGGAAAAAUGUACCAACUUCAUAUGGAACAACAUAGUUUGCAGGUUUGGUGUACCACACUCUCUCGUGUCUGAUAACGGGAGACAAUUCAACAAUGACAACACCAACCAGUUUUGUGAGCUAUUGGGAAUUCAUAAGAAUUUUUCCUCUGUUAUAUACCCAUAG